Molecule: messenger RNA, 716 nt
Organism: Priapulus caudatus
Lineage: Eukaryota; Metazoa; Priapulida; Priapulimorpha; Priapulimorphida; Priapulidae
Product: urocanate hydratase-like
Exons: 4
Coding region: 99-419 (106 amino acids)
Biological process (GO): L-histidine catabolic process
Molecular function (GO): urocanate hydratase activity
Source: RefSeq, a predicted model, not a curated record
CGGUAGUCAUUAGUAGGGACCACCAUGAUGUGAGUGGCACUGACAGUCCCUUCAGGGAAACAUCAAACAUCAGUGAUGGAUCCGCCUUCUGUGCAGACAUGGCCGUGCAGAAUGUGAUUGGCGAUUCGUUCCGUGGCGCCACCUGGGUUUCACUCCACAAUGGCGGAGGUGUUGGAUGGGGUGAGGUGGUGAACGGUGGAUUUGGACUGGUGCUGGAUGGAUCACAGGAUGCAGAGGAGAGGGCCAAGAGCAUGCUGGGCUGGGACGUCUCCAACGGGGUGGCGCGGCGCUGCUGGUCGGGCAACGAGCAUGCGCGGGAGACGAUCGUGCGGACGAUGCAGAGCGACCCGCGUCUCAAGGUCACGCUGCCGCACAAGGUCAGCGACGGCGACAUGCUGGCAGCAGCCUUCAUCGUGUAGACAGACACCGGCACCCGCUGCCUGCCUGCCUGCCUGCCUGCCUGCCUGCCUGCCUGCCUGCCUGCCUGCCUGCCUGCCUGCCUGCCUGCCUGGCUCAUCGCUGCACUGUCUGCGUGGGCUUACUGCGGUCACUCGUGUGCUCGUAGUAGUAGCUUGUGAGCUCUUGGUCUUCAAGCAUCCGGCCGCGACACGCCACGUGGUGCGUGCCGUAGGUGUAACCACAGAGCUUUUCUAUAAAAUAUAAUGCUAAAUAAAUACGAAAUCUAUUUCCUACCAAAGUCUUAAUGUUUCUCUACU